Suillus clintonianus is the source of this 411-nucleotide messenger RNA. RefSeq lists its product as uncharacterized. NCBI's taxonomy places the organism in Eukaryota, Fungi, Basidiomycota, Agaricomycetes, Boletales, Suillaceae. The record is from RefSeq and is a predicted model, not a curated record. The transcript has 5 exons. The coding region runs from base 1 to 411 and encodes 136 amino acids.
AUGACUUUUCCUGAUGCUGGCGUCUAUUUGAUCCAAAAUUCUAGCAAUCCGGAUAUUUACGCCACCAUCCACGGUACUGAACAUGUACUUCGUGCAGAGUCCUUGGAUGUCCACAAGUACUACCAAAGGUGGCGCGUGACCUAUGCUGAUAAUGAUAGCGACCAGGGAAUCUGCGUUCUCUCCAAGGAACAAGGUGCAGGCAUAUUGGGCGUGAGAUCAUCCGUCCACCAGAAUGCACCUGUCUUCACCCUCUCCGAAUCGCAGUCCUGGAUCCUCACCCAGACUGACGAGGGCUACACGAUCGGCCAGUUUUCUCAACAUGGUGUUUACAAUUGGUCCUACCACACCAAAGGCGAACCAAUCACAGUCGUAGAGAACGGCCAGAGCUGGAAAUUCGUGCCAGAAAACUAA